AUGUUUCUUUUCGGGUUCGUCCUAUCGGGCGUGGCCGUGUUUUGCAUGGUGAUUGCUUUUUCCAGUCCCAACUGGAUGGAAUCUUUCGAACAGGCAGACAGUAAAUUUGUUAAGCUUGGCCUCUGGGAGUUUUGUUUCAAUGAUUACACUUUUUACAAGGAUUACCAAGGAAAACGCUAUCGAGGUUGUUGGUAUAUAUUUUCUUACGAGUACAGGCCGAUUUGGGAAUGGCUGUCUCCACCUUGGUUCAUUUCCGUCCAAGUAAUGAUCAGUGUAACGUUGUUAUGUCAAACGUUGGUGGUCAUUUUCCUAUUGUCGCUCUUAGUUCGCUGUUGCCCACAUCAAAUGGAAUCCAUAUUGUUAAUGAUAAGCAGUAUAAUGAUGUUCCUCUGUGGUUUGCUAAUUGCCAUAUCAUUGAUUGUAUUUGGAGUUAUGUCUGAAGAUCGACAAUGGAUGCCUCGCCCGGAUCAGAACUUCCUUUCAUGGUCUUUUGGAAUCUGUGUAAUGUCUGGAUUUUUCUCUCUCUUUGGUGCUAUGUGUCUCCUGGUUGCUAGCAUCAGUGCAUCAGCUGAACGUAGCACUGCACCAAGUAUGAAUAUGGCAAUGAAGACUCGUUACUAA
Acanthosepion pharaonis is the source of this 621-nucleotide messenger RNA. The record is from the annotation of a GenBank genome assembly. NCBI's taxonomy places the organism in Eukaryota, Metazoa, Mollusca, Cephalopoda, Sepiida, Sepiidae.